UUUGAACAAGAUGCUCGUAAAGGAAUACCGAAUAUGCAUGCCGAUGACGGUCGAAGAAUACCGGAUCGCGCAGCUAUAUAUGAUCCAGUUAAUCUUACCAAUCAUAUUAUUGACCUGAUGGUUGUGGCGGAGUUUCGGUCAUUUCAUAAUUUCCCUAUUUUGCAGAAGAAAUCCCGGGAAGAAAGUACUGGGCGUGAAAGCGGGGUUGAAAUACUCAAGAACACGCCAUAUACUGACGGUCCCGGGGGGAAUGGUCAAUACACAUUCAAAAUAUAUCACGUAGGCAGUCAUAUACCAGGCUGGCUGCGUACCAUAAUACCGGACGCAGCGCUGCGAGUGGAGGAGGAGGCCUGGAAUGCUUAUCCCUACACGAAAACUCGCUACAGAGUUCCCUUUAUGGAGAAGUUUUCCCUCGAAAUCGAAACUAGGUAUCUGGAUGAUGCAGGAGAAAGCGAGAAUGUCUUUGAUAUGUCUCCUGCUGAAUUGAACACUCGCAUUGUCGACUACAUUGAUAUAGUGACUGAUCCUCUGGCGCCCGCGAAGCCGGCUGAAGACCCCUCCGUCUACGUCUCCCAAGUGACUGGACGUGGUCCACUCUCGGCUGGCUGGCGUGGCGAAUUUCAAGAGGCGAUGCGCACAGGGCGGAAGUACCCUGGUCAGGGCACCAAACCGGACGCCACGGGCAGCGUCCCCACUGAGCCCCUUCCCAUGCGUAUCAUGUGCUCUUACAAGGUGUGCCGUGUGGACUUCCGCUACUGGGGCAUGCAGUCCAAAAUUGAGAGCUUUAUUCAGGACUAUGCCCUCCGUCGUACAAUGGUGAGCGCGCAUCGACAGGCGUGGACGUGGCAGGAUGAGUGGUACGGACUCACUAUGACGCAGAUUCGGCAACUCGAGGCGGAGACGGCUAAGGCACUGGCCUUGAAAAUGGGCGAGUCGGCGGGGAAUAGCCUCAAAAUUACGACCUUUUCACCCGAUAGCGCCUCAGCAGCAAUUACCGAUCAUCAACAAGGGCAACAGUUAGAUCAGGAUGCUGACAAGAAGAAAGUUGAUGGAGGGGGUACUGGCGAUGAGGCGGUAGCCUCUGCUGUGAAUUUCGGAUCCUGUAUGAGUUUUACGUCGGAGUCCGAACGGGGUAGGCUUCCCUUAUAA
Molecule: messenger RNA, 1149 nt
Organism: Hydatigera taeniaeformis
Lineage: Eukaryota; Metazoa; Platyhelminthes; Cestoda; Cyclophyllidea; Taeniidae
Source: the annotation of a GenBank genome assembly